Molecule: messenger RNA, 124 nt
Organism: Anisakis simplex (herring worm)
Lineage: Eukaryota; Metazoa; Nematoda; Chromadorea; Rhabditida; Anisakidae
Source: the annotation of a GenBank genome assembly
AGUCUCGUCUCGCCGAAAAUUGCGCUUACGGGUGGUCAUGCUGGUCGUGUUUCAUUUUGUAACGGAUGGAUGCUUUGUGUGGGUUCCACUGAUUCACUCGCGCUGCAGUGAUUUCAGUGAUUGA